UGGUGGUCGUGCAAGUGUGUGUUGUGUGUUCGUUCGGUGAUAUUCGUCAUCCCCCAUCGCCCGUUAUCUCCACAACCCCCUCCACAACCCCGUGACCCUAAAAAUAGUAUCCGCUUCGGGGUAUCCGAGCAGGUAGCAGCUCUAUCGACCGAGCGACCGAGGGCUCCAAAAUCGUCAUCAUCAUCGUCAACCUCGACCUUUGCCUUGCCUUUCUCGUUCACCUUGCCAUCACUCAUCACUCAAAGCUUGCGAUAUCCUGGAGAUCCAAGUGUCUGCACCUUGAACUCGAAUACCAUAUACCCGAAAGUAAAUCUAUACCUGCAACCUGAUACCACAAACUUACAAUCAUGGGUAUCCGCGAUCACAUCCUCUCACAACCGCCUUCGUUCGCCAAGAAGAAGGAAUACACCCUCGAAGGCACUCUAGGAACAGGCUCUUUCGGAAAAGUAGUCCGGGCGACCUGGCACAAGGCUCCUCCUCCUGGCGAUCCCACCCGAUCCGUCGCUCUCAAGGUCAUCCCCAAGAAACUCGUCAGGGGGGAAGAGAAGAGCGUUUUCGACGAGAUUCAGGUGUUGAGAGGGUUGGACCACGAGGGGAUCGUCAAGUGUUAUGACCACUUCGAGAGUCGGGACAAGUUCUACCUAGUCUUCGAACUCGCAGUCGGCGGAGAACUCUUCGAGCGACUCACCUCGCAGGGCAAGUUUACGGAAAAGGACGCCGUCGAGGUCGUCAGCGAGAUCCUCGCGGCCGUCCAGUACUUGCACAAACACGACAUCGUCCACCGAGAUCUCAAACCGGAGAACAUCUUGUACAGGACGAGAGAACCUCAUAGUUCGAUCGUCAUUGCCGAUUUCGGAGUAGCAAGGCACUUGAACGCCGAUGAUGAUUACCUGGAUACCGCCGCCGGCAGCUUUGGGUACGCGGCACCUGAAGUGAUCGUAGGAAAGCCUCAUGGGAAACCUUGCGACAUGUGGAGUCUUGGGGUCAUCACGUACGUCUUGCUCUGUGGAUACCAGCCUUUCAGGUCGGACGACCCGAACGAGGUCGCCAAGGAGACGAUGAGGGGCAAGAUCGAAUUCCACGAGAGGUAUUGGAAGAACGUUAGCGAGGAAGCCAAGGACUUUAUCAAAGAGUUGAUCGUGCUUGAUCCGGCGCAAAGGUUGACGGCCGACGCCGCUUUCCAGCACCCUUGGCUCAGCGGAAGCGUCGCCGCCGAGCACAACAUCGCCGACAACCUCAAGCUCAACUACGUCCCUUCACACAUGUCCCAAGCCCGAUCCAAGACCAAAGGGGCCUUCCCGGCCGCUCCCGAUCGAGGCCCAUUGCCUUCGUCGGAAUCGUACGUCUCGACCGACUCGGACGGCUUUGCGACCCAUCCGCCUACGCCGCAAGGUGGUGUUACGCCCGGGUACGAUUCUCCUGCCACCCCUGCUAUGGAGAGGUCAAUGCAGGAGAUGACUUUGAACGAGGCGAACGAUUCGAGAUCAAACACUGGUCCGUCGCCUGGGCUAGAUGGCGAGGGUGAGAGUACCGGAGGUGGGGCCAGGAUCAUGAGGACGGACGCGCCUCAUCAUAGGAUCGAGUCGAUGAGACCCUGAUCGCAGUGAAGGCCCAAGGGUCUGUUUUCAAUCUCUUGUUCGCUCGUUUUUUGUCUGUAUCCCGAGUCUUGCAAGCUGUAUUACAAUCGCCAAGGCCCAUUACCCAGACUAAUUUAGGUGCUGUUGAUAAUUUCAAGGAUAGAAGGAAUGAGAAUCACAGCCGAAGAAUGCUCGUCGACCGGCAGAAAUGUAUCUACCAGCGAGAUGAACAUGCUAUCGGGCGAAAUUUUGGUCUGC
This is a messenger RNA of Filobasidium floriforme, 1835 nucleotides long. Its product is annotated as kinase-like domain-containing protein. The record is from RefSeq and is a predicted model, not a curated record. Lineage: Eukaryota; Fungi; Basidiomycota; Tremellomycetes; Filobasidiales; Filobasidiaceae. Gene Ontology annotation, biological process: protein phosphorylation; cellular response to oxidative stress. The transcript is spliced from 10 exons. Gene Ontology annotation, molecular function: ATP binding; calcium/calmodulin-dependent protein kinase activity. The coding region runs from base 348 to 1598 and encodes 416 amino acids.